Molecule: messenger RNA, 4163 nt
Organism: Heterocephalus glaber (naked mole-rat)
Lineage: Eukaryota; Metazoa; Chordata; Mammalia; Rodentia; Bathyergidae
Source: RefSeq, a predicted model, not a curated record
CUGCCUCAAAAUAAGACUAAGGGGGCCGGGGAUGUAGCUCAGUGGUUUCGCUGCCUGCUGCGCAAGCGCAUGGAUCCAAGUUCAAUCCCCAGUACCAAAAAAAAAUAAGACUAAGGGGUGUGGUUGCAGCUCAGCAUGGAGGAGACCCGGCUCCAGUUCACUGCCGGACACACACACCCGAGUGCCCGCACCCCCCAGCAGCAGACAUGGGACUGCAGCUGCCCCAAACCUGGCCUGUCCCUUUGUCCCGCUGAGCUCCGACCCAGACCCAGCUGGGAGUGGGCCUGUCACCCUGCACACUGCUGACGCCGGCCCUGAGCUGGGGGGGGUCAGUGGGGGUGUGGGCGCUUUGUGGGGGCAGGGCGGUCCCUGGAGGCCCAGGGCGAGCACCAGGCGAGGUGGAAUUGAAACCACCACGUGCAGGAGGCUUCGUGGGAGCAACAGUGCUGAAACCACAGAGAGGGAAGUUUCCUCCUUGUCCCUUGGUGUGAGGCGGGGACCCGGGCGCAGGUGGGGCAGGUGGCUGUGAGCCCCUGAGCUGUGUGUGGUGGGGCCCUGGAAAGUAAAGAGUGGGCAGCAGUGGGCACAAGGGCCCCUUCAAGGCCCAGGGAGGCGGCCCAGGGCUGCUGUCGCAAUGCCACAAGCCCUUUGAAGAGCUGGGCGUGGUGAUGCACGCCUGUAAUCCCAGCAUUUGGGAGGCUGAGGCGAGAGGAUCCCCUGAAUCCAAGGUCAGCCUGGGCUACAGAGACCUGUCUCAAACUAAAACAAAAACAACUCUUGUGGGGUCCGGGGAUUUAGCUCAGUGGUGCCCACAGUGGCCUCGAAAGCUCCAGGUCCUGAGUUCGAUCCCCAGUACCAAAACAAAAAACAAACCCUUUUGGUACCCCAGCUGUUAUUCUGUUGGUGUACCAUUGUGUGCCUGUUUGGGGUGGCUCGUAGUCCAGUAUGGCUGCUCUCGUUCCAGCCAUUGUGUCCACAUUCCAGCCAGUGGAAGAGGAGGGGGAAAAGGAGAUUCCCUCCAGGGAAACAUCCUAGGAGUCACCCUGGACCUCCCCCUCACAUCUUUAUUCCAGAAGAUGUUGUCUGCCCCAGGUGUCAAGGAGGGGCACUGUGAGAUAUGGAGCAGCCACAGGCCCCGCUGCUCUCAGGAGUGAGGUGUGGUAGCCGGGGUGCUCUUGCUCCAGCUGGGACCCCGGCACCCAGAAAGGGCCCGGGGCCCUCCGGCCACCAGCUCUCACUGCCUGACGGCCCUGCUGGGAAGCCCUGGGCAGCCCUGUGUGUUUCCUGUGAAGGAAACCCAGCUGCUCCCAAGCAAGGGGCGCUGGAGGCUUCUGGGUCUGUGGGCUCCCCAUGCCUGGGGUUUCCAGGUGGGGCACUGAGGUCAGAAUCAGGGUUGGGGGGUCCUGGAGGAGGCCAGCCUGGGAAGAGAGAUCCCUUUUAGAAGCCCCGCGCCCCAGGCCUUUCUAUUCCUUAUUUUGAGACAAGGUAUUGUAUAGGGUGGGCUCGAAUUUGUGAUCCUCCUGCCUCAGCCUCCUAGAGGAGACAUUUUAUUUUAUUUAUUUUUUAGGAGACAUUUAAAAAAUAAAAUCUAAGGGCUGGGGAUUUAGCUCAGUGGUUCCACCGACUGCCUCGAAAGCGCAAAGUUCGGAGUUCGAUCCCCAGUAGCCCCCCACCCCCACAAAAAAGAAAAAUCUAAGUCAGGCGUGGUGGCACACACCUGUGGUCCCAUUUGGGGAGGCUGAAGCGGGAGGAUCUGGAGCUGCAGCCCAGCCGGGACAACUUAGCAGCUUAGCAUGACCCUGCCUCAAAAAAUGAAAAACGUGGGGAUGUGGCUCAGGGCAGAGGACAUGGGUUCAACCCCGGCGGGGGCGGGGGGAAGGAAAAGUGAAAGAGGAGUUUGGGCCGGGCUAGUGCGGCAGGUGCUGGCGGGCGGGGAGGUGCUGGGUUGGUUUGCGCGCCGGAGCACAGCCGGGAGCUGGCAGCGCGCAGCAGGAUGGGGGCGCAGGCCUCGAGUCCCCUGGACAGGCGGCAGCGCGAGGAGCUGCAGGGCCGGGUGUCCACGCUGCUGGGCAGCUUCCUGCCUGGUUAUCGCGCGCAGCUGGCGGUGGCCGUGCUGCGGCAAAUCGCGCUCGAGCUGCGCCCCCAGGAGCCCUCGGGACCCCAGCUGAGCCGCAGCAAGAAGCUGCCCCGAGUACGAGAGCACCGCGGGCCCCUCGCCCAGUUGCGCGGCCGCCCGCCGCGGGGGCAGCCCGUGUUCUGCGUCCUGCGCGGGGAUGGGAGGCUGGAGUGGUUCGGCCGCCAGGAGGACUUCGAGGCCGGGCGGCCUCCGCUGGGCGCGGUGGCGCUCACGGGCUACGCGCUCCUGACCUCGCAGCGCGAGUACCUGCACCUGCUCCGCGGGCUGGGCCCGGGCCCCGAGGCGCUUGGGCCGCCGCCCCCCGCAGGCUCUGAGCCGCUCCUGGAGGCGCCCGUGCGCGCCCCGCUCCUCCUGCAGCACCCCUUCCGCCGGCACCUCUGCUUCUCCGCGCCGUCUGCCGAGGCGCAGCACGCCUGGAGCCUGGCCCUGCAGGGUGGCAUCCGACUUCGGGGCACAGUCCUGCAGCGCAGCCGGGACCCAGCGGCCCGCGCCUUCCUGGACGCCGUGCGGCUCUACCGGCAGCAGCGGGGCCACUUCGGCGAGGACGACGCGAUGCUGGGCUCAGACGCCGAGGUGCUGAGCGCGGUGUUGCUUCGGGAGCUGCUGCCUGAAUGGACGAGGACGGAGGGCGCCGCGGCGGGGCGCGGGGGGGCCUGGGCGUUGACCGAGCUCCUGGACGCCGUCUACGGCGUGGUUCUGGCCGCGGCCUCCGCCGGGCUACGCGCCUUCCAGCCGGAGAAGGACGAGCUGCUCGCGGGCCUGGAGCUGGCCCUGCGCCCCGACCUGGAGCACACGCUGCGGCUGCGCACGCGUGCCGCGGGCAGGCUGCAGGCGGAAGUCCAGGCCCGGCUGGAGGCCUGCCUGCAACGGAGCGUGGACCUGCAGCUGCCCCAGCUUGUGCGGACGCUGCUGAGCACCGUAGAGCGCGUGCUGGGCACCGUGCAGACGCUGCUCGCUCGGGGCGUGGACCGCGUGUGCAGCCGCCUGCGAGAGAGCCAGCUGGGGGCGAGGCUGCGAGGAGCGGUGCACUCGCUCGGGGAGCUGCCCUGGGACCCCGAGCUCAUGCACCUCUGCUACGGAGAGGCUGAGCGCGGCCGGGGCCGCCUGGGGCAGCUGGCGGCUUCGUUCGGCUUCCUGGGGACGCAGAGCCUAGUGUUUGGGGCGCAGGACCUUGCCCAGCAGCUCAUGGCCGAUGCUGUGGCCACCUUCCUGCAGCUGGCCGACCAGGGUCUAAGCGCCAGCCUGGACCGCGACCAGGCAGCCCAGCAGCUGGAGAAAGUCUGGGGCCGUGUGCUGAAGAAGCUGUCCUCAGACAGCGCGGCGGCUCGGAGCGAGUUCGUGCGGGGCUGGCUGCUUCGCAUCCUCCUGCCUUUCGUGCUGCACUGCCUGGAGCCCAGCAGCCAAGCGGAGCUGCCCGAGCUGCACGGGGGUGACCUCGGCACAGGCAGCCAGGCCCUGAGCACUGCGGGCAUCCUGGAGGACGUGGUCCGCGGGGUCCUGCUGCAGAGGAUUGACCGAGAGUUGCAGGAGGCCCUGGGUGCGAGCCACACAUCCUGCGGUCUGGUGGGCCACUCACAGCCCCCCUGUGAGCAGGGGACAGCAGUCCUCUUUCUUUUUUUGGUGCCAGGGCCUCUCGAGUGCCAGGCGAGUGCUCUGACUUGGGAUCAGUUCCGGAGCUCAGGGAGAAGUCCCGGCCACCUGUCCCUGUCGCUUGGCGCCUCCGGUCACAACCUCUCCAGCUGCUUCCGGAGCGACUUCCCUGCCUGUGUGAGACCUAAAACCACAAGAUGUACUUUGCCCACCUGCUUGUGAUAAGUGUUCAGCCGUGCCCUGGCAACAACUACCCCAAUGUCCCAGGUGUAACCGUUUGCAGCUUGGGUACGCAAGGCACAACCAAUCAGGUUUAAUUGCCAAUCUAGAACCUUGCUGUAACUACUAUAAAAACCCCUGCUGAUUUGGAGUCGAGGCUCUCAAUCUUGACCCGCUUUGGUGGUGAUGGUUGGGAGUCCCUGCUUGAGCUUGAAUA